GCAUCUCUACCACAUGUUACUACAUUAUAGGUAGAGGCAGACACACUCGUACCUAUUUGAUAAAAACGAAACUGUGUAUUUUUGACGUUAACAAAUAGCACGUGAAAUGCACAACGGUGAUUAAUAUUUUUCAUACGUGUUGUAAAAAAUCGAAAUUUUUACCUUCGAUACAUUUGUGCCGUGUGGUUUUUUUUCUCCUAAGUACGUGUUGUAGUUGAAAGGUGUCCACGUGGUACAUCGACCAGAUCAUAGAGGAUUACUCAGUGAAAAUUACCUAGGUACUUUUACUUUAUAACAGAUAAAAAAUGGCAACUGAAGUAGGAUCCAACGUCAAUUUGACACAAUGCCCAUUCCCAUCUCGACAAACGAACGGAGAUUUGUUGAAUAACAACACAACACGUAAUAGUAUUAGUAAAGAAGAACUUAUUAAAAGUUUCCAAGAAGUUAGGCCCGAUAAACCAUCCAGAUGUACGUGGAGACAAGACUCGACAUUGAAGCAAUCACCUCAUUCGCAUGUAACACCAGCAAAAAACAAUAAGAUAUUGCCAAAUAUGUUACACGCGAUUGGUAACACUCCGAUGGUUCGACUGAAUAAAAUUCCUCUAGAAGAAAAUGUUAAAUGUGAAAUGGUAGUAAAAUGCGAAUUCAUGAACCCCGGAGGUAGUGUAAAAGAUCGAAUCGGACAUCGAAUGGUUGAAGAGGCCGAGAAGUCGAAUAUUUUGAAACCAGGCAUGACCAUCAUAGAACCAUCUUCGGGCAACACGGGUAUCGGUCUAGCUGUAGCUGCGGCGAUAAAGGGAUAUCGGUGUAUCGUCGUUAUGCCGUUAAAAAUGUCCGACGAAAAAGUAAACACUUUGAAAGCCCUGGGAGCCGAGAUUAUACGUACACCUACCGAAGCAGCUUUUGAUUCGCCAGAAGGCUUGUUAAUGGUGGCUCAUAAAUUAAGCAAGGAAAUUCCCAAUUCUGUAGUAUUAGAUCAGUAUAGAAACGCCGGUAAUCCUUUGGCUCAUUAUGAUACCACCGGCGCUGAAAUAAUAGACCAGACGGAUGGCAAAAUUGAUAUGCUGGUUUUGGGAGUUGGUACCGGUGGAACGAUGACCGGAAUUGCUAGAAAAAUUAAGCAACAUAAUCCGCAAUGUGUUAUCGUUGGAGUCGAUCCUUAUGGUUCGAUUUUAGCUCUACCCGAAGAACUAAAUCAGACUGAUGUUACCACUUAUCAAGUUGAAGGAAUCGGUUACGAUUUUAUUCCUACAGUUUUAGAUCGAAGCGUUGUUGAUGAAUGGAUUAAAAUUGGCGACAAAGAAUCAUUUGCAAUGGCUAGAAGAUUAAUCAGAGAGGAAGCGAUACUUUGUGGUGGUAGUAGCGGUGGGGUUGUACAUGCAGCCUGUCAAGCAGCUAAGGAUCUAUCGGAAGAUAAACGAUGCGUAGUAAUAUUGGCUGACGGUAUUCGUAACUAUAUGACGAAGUUCGUCAGUCCUAAGUGGAUGUCGGAGAAAGGAUUUGAAUAAAUUAAUCGUUGCUUGAAA
Messenger RNA from Planococcus citri (citrus mealybug), 1526 nucleotides. RefSeq names its product Cystathionine beta-synthase (gene Cbs). Gene Ontology annotation, cellular component: cytoplasm. The record is from RefSeq and is a predicted model, not a curated record. The coding region runs from base 306 to 1508 and encodes 400 amino acids. The transcript has 9 exons. Gene Ontology annotation, molecular function: cystathionine beta-synthase activity. Lineage: Eukaryota; Metazoa; Arthropoda; Insecta; Hemiptera; Pseudococcidae.